This is a messenger RNA of Sycon ciliatum, 2219 nucleotides long. RefSeq names its product E3 ubiquitin-protein ligase FANCL-like. Gene Ontology annotation, cellular component: Fanconi anaemia nuclear complex; nucleus. Lineage: Eukaryota; Metazoa; Porifera; Calcarea; Leucosolenida; Sycettidae. The coding region runs from base 125 to 1258 and encodes 377 amino acids. Gene Ontology annotation, molecular function: ubiquitin protein ligase activity. The transcript has 17 exons. Gene Ontology annotation, biological process: interstrand cross-link repair; protein monoubiquitination. The record is from RefSeq and is a predicted model, not a curated record.
CAAGCAUUUCGAAGUAAAUUAUUUUAGACACAGAGACCUUGAUUGUAGAAGUAGUUGUUGGAGACAGUACAGGUGGAAGUUGUGGAGGAGGUGGUGCAGUCUGUAGAUUGCACAACCUGCGUGUAUGAUGGAUGACGUUGGCAGUAUCUUCCCCACACUGCUUCCUGUGGAUUCGAAAUUCAAAAUUUAUGAAGGUUUCAUCAAUGUGAAAGAGGACACGUUUCAUGUACGCAUUGAGCUGCCUGCUGGAUACCAGCCUGGUGUUAGCACACUGGAUGGCACUAUACUUGACGGCGACCAUCGAUUGUCUUUGUUGCUAGCUGACUGCGUGGACGUUAUUAGCCAACGGCUCUCCCUUAGCAACACUCUGUCUGCUUUCCUGGUGGAGUUCAAGCAUAUAGUGGAGCAUUGCCUGGCGACAUCUAAUACAGCAAGCGAGCAGGCAUUAGCCCUGCCGCCAAAGUUCUUCUCGAAGAUUGUGGAGGAGAUUGGUGUGAUUGGCUGGGAGAGACUGACCUUUGUUGACCCGUCGUUCUCCUCCCUCCAGCUCUCUGCCCAAGAUGAUGCUCAAAGAACUCAUCCCAUAACAGUGCACCUGCAUUCCAAUUAUCCAAUCAGUGCUCCACGUUGUACUGUGGACUUGCCCGUGGCAUUUGACCUGCGCUGGUCAUCUAAGGGUGGCUGUUUGCAGGAGGUGUACGACCAGUUCACCCAAGCUUUGAAGCUGUACCAGGACUUUUGGAACUUGAUGGACGAGAUCGACUCCAAUGUCUGGGUACUGGAGCCGGAAAAGCCCAAUCGAAGCGCAUUGCUACGCCGUAUUGCUAUUAGUAGUACAGCAUCUGUACAGAUUGAAGUAGAUCCAGUGAAGCCAAGGUCCUUGCCAAUCAUGCAGUUACUGGGUGCUGCACAAGCUGUGGCGCCGCUCAAGGAACACUUGAAUCGCAAUUUAGACCAAUGGGACCUGUAUCAAUCCAUACUGGAUAAUCUCACUGUGCUACUCGGUGUGGAGUUUCCCAGCAAGGCUACCACCAAAGAAGAGGAAUUAUUCGUCGCUUGUGGUAUAUGUUACACAUAUCGUCUCAACAAUGCCACUCCGGUGGAGGCCUGUGCGUAUGAACGAUGCAAGCAACCCUUCCAUCAACUGUGUCUCUAUGAGUGGCUGCGGACUCUGUCCACAAGUCGUGUGAGCUACAAUGUCAUCUUUGGAACGUGUCCAUAUUGCUCUCAGCCAAUCUCUGUGAAGACGGCCAGUUGAGCAGAGGAGAGAGUGUUGUGACUUGGAACAGUUUUCAGUACUACUCACUACUUGCUGCGACUUUCCCCAAUCACGACUUGCUGGGACUUUCCCCACUCACCUAUGCACCCAGUAGUACUUGUGCUGGUGUGGUUCUUCACCACUCCAUGCAUGCUGGGAUGUCUUGCAACUGGUGAGUGGUGGACGCACUAGCUGUACUCCUACUCCAGCCAAGCAUGCUGCUCCACUGGACUCGACCACCGCUUGCACUGCUCCAUAUGUGAGAGUCGAGGUCCACAUACCCUGCGCAUCAUGUACAGCGAGUGACACGCACAUGCAGGAGUAACGUUAUGCGAGGCUGUGGCGCGUGUCACUUGUAUGUCAGGCAGCUGCGAUUCCAGAAUGUAGAGAUACUCUCAGUGGAACAUGCUGCUCUUGCACCCCGGGUGUCUCCUUAACCGUGCUGUUCCGUGUAGCUACGGCCAACCUUGGGCGAGAGGAUGUUGUAUACUGCUGAUACUGACACAUGACAAGAGCAAGUCCUGUAUACCAGUAUUCUGCUCCGUGAUGCUAUGAGGCUGGUACAGCAACAAUAAGACUGAGAGAGAGAUGAACAUCCAUGCCCGGUGGGCGUGCAGGAACAUUGAACACGACCCUAGUGUCACAUCGGCUUUGCUACCCAUGCACAUCAUGUCCAUGGUCGGGGUUAGCUCUAUCCCUCUCAGUCUCCAAAUUCACUCCGUUUGUGUUUCCAACGGCGACCUGGCUUCUGUAUUGUGCUGUGACCAUUCUACCCGUAAUACAAUACGAACUAGGGAGUCGUGAAACGGCUCUGAUGGCUCACUGAUACGCACUGUAGACUCAUUGCAGAAUGACAGGGUAUCGGUUAGAAUAGUUGCAAUUCCAGGACUAACUUAUCUGUGUUCUUGCUGCUUUGCUCAUUUUCAUGGGCCAUGGGUGCCGCCGCAUGCGUGCACAAGAA